AUGUCUUCUGAUCUGUAUUUAGCGAUAUGUAAACCCCUUCACUAUUCAUCUCUUAUGAAUACCAGAGUUUGCCUUCAGUUGGCUGCUGGGUCAUGGGUAAAUGGUUGUUUGGCUAUUACCAUCUUCACAUUAUUCAUGUUGCAGUUGAUAUUCUGUGGCCCUAACAAAAUUGACCAUUUCUAUUGUGAUUCCAUCCCAUUGAUAAAACUCUCCUGUGGGGACACACGAGUUAUCAUAUUGCUGGAUUUCAUCCUAGCCUGUAUAUUCACCCUGCCUCCAUUUCUACUAACCUUGACAUCCUACGUUUAUAUCAUCACCACAAUCCUGCAAAUCCCUUCCACUACCAGGAGGCAAAAGGCCUUUUCCACCUGCUCCUCCCACCUCAUUGUGGUGACAAUUUUCUAUGGGACACUAAUGAUUGUCUAUCUGCUUCCGAAACUUGAUACACUGAGAUUCCUAAAGAAAGUUCUCUCUCUUUGUUACACAGUCCUGACUCCCCUGGUAAACCACCUCAUCUAUAGCCUGAGAAACAGAGAAGUCAAAGAAGCCUUGCACAAAGCAGUCAGUAAAUAUGUGACAUUUACAAGGAACAUAGAGAACCCUAUAUAA
Chrysemys picta bellii (western painted turtle) is the source of this 609-nucleotide messenger RNA. Its product is annotated as olfactory receptor 10A4-like. Gene Ontology annotation, cellular component: membrane. Gene Ontology annotation, molecular function: olfactory receptor activity; odorant binding; G protein-coupled receptor activity. Gene Ontology annotation, biological process: G protein-coupled receptor signaling pathway. Lineage: Eukaryota; Metazoa; Chordata; Testudines; Emydidae. The record is from RefSeq and is a predicted model, not a curated record.